Sphenostylis stenocarpa is the source of this 3789-nucleotide messenger RNA. NCBI's taxonomy places the organism in Eukaryota, Viridiplantae, Streptophyta, Magnoliopsida, Fabales, Fabaceae. The record is from the annotation of a GenBank genome assembly.
AUGGCUGGUGUCAGCGUCGCUGUCAGCUCUUCAACCAUCACUGGUCUCAGCUUCGUUGUUAGACUCUCCUCCAACUUCGCCAUCUCCUGCUGGCUCAAUGAUGUGGUGUUGUCGGGGGACACUCUUGCUCGGAGAAUAUUAUAUAGGAGAGAGAAACAGCGAAGAGUGUAUAUGGGGAAACUUCACCAUGCUACGUCAAUGGCGUUGCUGUCUGCAAUGGGCGCGCCGGAGAAAUCGAAGGCCAACGCUAAUUCGAUGCAGGCAAGUGUGCUUUAUUUUUACUUUUUGCUUGGAAUGAUGUGGAGUGGCAUGAGCAGCAAUAUGGACAUAUACUACAUCAAAAUUAGCUUUUGUGCUAGCCUACGCCCUGUUUUGACAUUAAAAGAUGCUUAUUCUAUUAUUAUAUCAGAUUUGGUAGUGUUGUCAUGUGCUGACCAUACUUAUCAAUCAAGUGCUAUAGGGCUAGAGCAGAGUGUUGUAACACCCUGCCUCUUCUCCAAGUGCUGUAGUGUCGCUCCUGGCUCUGCUCACUGCGUGCGUGUCAAGGUCUAUCGUCUGAAUGGUGAUGGGAAAUGGGAUGACCAAGGCACUGGGCAUGUCACUGUUGAUUAUUUGGAGCGAUCAGAAGAUUUGGGUUUGUUUGUUUAUGACGAAGAAGACAAUGAGAACAUACUUUUGCAUCGCAUCUCUCCAGAUGAUAUUUACAGGAAACAAGAAGAUACUAUUAUUUCAUGGAGAGAUCCAGAAUAUGCUACUGAACUGGCACUUAGCUUUCAAGAGCUUCUAAAAAUGCUUGGGCCAAAUCUGUUCCCCAACAUCAGCAAACAAGAAACUGUUCAGCAGUACCAAAAACAAUUGAGAAGCAUUUUUAUAAAUCACUCUGGUGCUACACAAAAAUCAGGCGACAAACUUAUGGUGGUUGAUAGUAGCAACACAGAUCAGUCACGGCUUGUGGAACUAAUUUUAAGCGAUCAUGUAUGCAUGUAUGGUACUGCGGUUUCCCUUUUGCUUAACAGUACACAAAUUUUUGAGCGAAUAUUCAGUGAUGAGUAUAUGAUGGACAUUAUUGGUACCCUUGAGUAUGAUCCAAAGGUUCCCCAUGUUCAGCAACACCGUAAAUUCUUAAAGGAGCAUGUUAUUUUUAAGGAGGCCAUACCUAUACGAAACUCAAAUGUAUUAUCUACUAUACAUCAGACAUAUAGAGUUGGUUUUCUGAAGGAUGUUGUUUUGGCUAGAGUUUUGGAUGAGGCUACUGUUGCUAAUCUUAACUCCAUAGUACAUGGAAACAAUGCCAUUGUUGUUUCUUUAUUGAAGGAUGACAGCACAUUUAUCCAAGAGUUGUUUGCUAGGUUAAAAUCGCCCACAACCACUCCUGAAUCAAAGAAAAAUAUGGUCCAUUUCUUGCAUGAGUUUUGUAGUUUAAGCAAGAGUUUACAGAUGGUGCAGCAGCUUCGACUUUUUCGGGAUCUGAUGAAUGAGGGUAUCUUUGACAUUAUCUCUGAUGUCCUCUUGCAAAGUGAAGACAAGAAGCUUGUGCUUAUUGGAACAGAUAUCCUCAUUCUGUUCUUGAAUCAGGAUCCUAAUCUUCUGCGGUCUUAUGUUGUUCGGCAGGAGGGAAUUACACUUCUUGGAUUAUUGGUUAGAGGCAUGAUAACAGAUUUUGGAGAUGACAUGCAUUGCCAGUUUCUUGAGAUUCUUCGCAGUCUAUUAGACUCGUGCUCAUUGUCUGGGGCACAGAGGGAUACUAUUAUCGACAUUUUCUAUGAGAAGCAUCUGGAUCAACUGAUUGAAGUCAUAACAACAUCAUGUUCUUCACAUGUGAAUAGUGAAAUAAUAGAUUGUCGCCAAGUAAAGUAUCAGAGUGGGACAAAGCCUGAGAUACUAUCAAACAUAUGUGAAUUGCUAUGCUUUUGUGUCCUACACCACCCGAACAGGAUAAAGUGCAACUUUCUUCUGAAUAAAGUAAUUGAUAAAAUUCUGUUACUGUCACGGAGAAGAGAAAAGUACCUUGUUGUUGGCGCUGUUCGGUUUGUCCGUGCUAUUCUCUCACGUCAUGAUGAGCAUUUGAUAAAUCAUUUUGUUAGAAGUAAUCUUCUGAAACCAAUUGUAGAUGCCUUUGUUGCUAAUGGUAGUCGCUACAAUCUUCUCAAUUCAGCUGUUCUAGAACUUUUUGAAUAUAUUCGCAAGGAGAAUAUGAAAUUAUUGCUGAAGUAUAUAGUUGAUUCUUUCUGGGAUCAGUUAGUUAAAUUUGAGUAUUUGGUUUCCGUUCGUUCACUGAAAGUAAAAUACGAGCAGUGUUUGGAUACUGAUGGGACAAAAGGGACUGCUGUUACGAAUGACCUCCGAAGACGGCUUGAUGAGCGUGCUCUGGAGAAAGAAGAGGAAGACUACUUUAACGAGGACAGUGAUGAAGAGGAUACAACCUCUGCAUCCACUUCACAUAUUCAAAAAGUGAAACAACGGCAACCUGCCUUUUCCAAUGGAGAUGCAGCAAGCUACUCAAAGAUGAGUUCAAGAUCUGGUGGACUUGUUGACUAUGAUGAUGAUGAGGAUGAUGAAGACUACAGGCCACCACCAAGAAAGAAGCCAGAAGCAUCUGAAGAGGAUGAAGGGACAAUGGAGUCUCUCAGGCUGAAAAGAAAAUUGCCUUCAAAGGAGAUCGAAAAUAUACAGAAGCAGAAGUCGUCAAAAUUUUCAAAAUCUAAAGAUGGUGUUUUUGCUACCUUGUGUACAACAUUGAGCCAGGCUGUGCUACCUAGUAAGAAAUCUUCAAUCAACGUUCAUACUGGUCUUUGUAUAGAGGACAAUGAAGAGAAAGAGCAAAAUGUUUCUAGAAACUGCUGUGAGAAAAGCAAUGCAGCGGCUGAGGCGAACCAUGUAGAGAAAGAAACUGCUGCCUGUAGAAAUUCUUCUGAUAGGUUGUACGGCACAUCUGACAAUGGACAGUUGGGUGGCGAGGAACAUACAAUAGUUUCACCGAAAUCCUCUUCAGAGAUGGCUGCUUUUCGGGCUUUGAGCAUGGAACGGGUCGUUCGUAGGCAUCAUUAUCUGAUUAGCAGUGCAGUGGAAAACAUAAUAAGUGAAAGCAUUCUCAUAAUCAAAAUAUUCCGAAUGUCAAAUCUGUUGCAAAUGAGUUGCCACCACCUUCGCAUUCUGAUUGCCUCAGAAGAGCCACGUGUAUACACGGAGCGUUUUGAUCAUAUUUGCAACCACGUUCGCUGUGAAGCAGCAGUAAUAGUUAACAUGAAUCUGAACACCAGCGGUAACUUGGAGACUCGGUCUCUGCUUGAUGAGCUCUGUAACUUCGACAAGAAGGGACUCUUCGAUCUUGGACACCCUCUUCUCAACCGCAUAGUUGAGAGCUUCGUCAAAGCUGCUGGAAUAGGAGCGGUUCAAGCUGUGUCCCGAGAGGCUUAUUUCACAGCCAUUGAAGGUAACGGGGCAAAUAGUAGUGGUUUGCCUUCAGAGGUUUCGAGCACAAAGAAAAAUCAGUUGCCAGGUCUUAAAGGAGAGACCAGUAACAAAUCUCUUGAGGCAAUGGUGAAGAGCACGGGCAAAGAGUCCUUACAAUGGGGAGUGGCUGCAGGAUUGUAUUCAGGUCUCACAUAUGGGUUGAAGGAAGCUCGUGGAGCUCAUGACUGGAAAAACAGCGCUGUUGCUGGAGCAAUCACUGGGGCGACCCUUGCACUACUUACAUUGGAUGAUUCCACUCAUGAACAGGUUGUGCAAUGUGCUAUCACUGGAGCAGCUAUCUCCACUGCUGCAAAUCUUCUCACUGGGAUUUUCUAA